Messenger RNA from Nelumbo nucifera (sacred lotus), 666 nucleotides. RefSeq names its product metalloendoproteinase 1-like. Gene Ontology annotation, molecular function: zinc ion binding; metalloendopeptidase activity. Lineage: Eukaryota; Viridiplantae; Streptophyta; Magnoliopsida; Proteales; Nelumbonaceae. The record is from RefSeq and is a predicted model, not a curated record. Gene Ontology annotation, biological process: extracellular matrix organization; collagen catabolic process; proteolysis. Gene Ontology annotation, cellular component: extracellular matrix.
AUGACGACGACGAUUUCGACCAUCAAGACAUACCAGCUGUGCUACAAUCUGAAAGAAAUGAGGAGCCUGGAUGUCGAGACGGUGAAACAAAUAAUGCUGCCUCGAUCAGGCAAGGAGAAGAAAAGUGUAUUCUUGGUGUUAGUGGACACAAGACCACCCUCGGCUUCUCUUCCCAUUAUACCUUCUUCAACAAUACCCUUACCACGAAGUGGCCACCUUCUAAGAUGCAUCUCAAAUGCGGGGUCCCCAACAUCUCAAAUGCAUCCCCUUUGUUAUGUGGAAUUAGGCAAGUGGGCAGCGGUAACCAAUUUCACGUUCGAAGAGACUCAAGACCUGUCCAGUGCCGACAUUAGAAUUUCAUUCUUCAAAGGUGAUCACGACAAUGGUAGUCCGUUUGAUGGACUAGGAGGGGUUCUUGCUCAUGCCUUUGCACCCAAUGAUGGAAGAGUGCAUUUUGAUUUGGAGGAACGAUGGACAAAUGGUAUCCGUGCCGAUUGGAUUGAUCCGGCAUCUGUGGCGGUGCACAAAAUCGGCCACUUGCUUGGGCUUGGGCACAACUCUGAGCACGAUGCUGUUAUGUUUCCCUACAUUGAUGUGGGAACUCAAAAGGUGAAUUUGCACCCAUACGAUAUAGAAGGAAUACAAUCUCAUUAUGGUAUUCAUUGA